AUGUUGAAUAAUAUUUCUUCAUCUGGAAACAUAAACGUUCAAUACGAGCAAAAUAUUAACGGAAGGUUGAAAAACGAUAAAACGCCAACAAAAUCGUUUAAUGCCAAUGUUGAAUACACAAUUUGCAAUUACAACAGCUUUGAAAGCUAUGAAGAGAGGGUAGUUCUAAACACAAUGAAAACAUGUUCUAAUUACCAGAAAGGGGACAUUCUUAUUGAGAUCCUUCAACCUGUUAUGAACCGAACGAUUAAUACAAGAAUAAGCAAAAGCAAAAAAAACAAUCCCGAAUACAAAAGUGGGGUUCUGAGUCCUGAAGACGAAGCAGAAUCAUUGAUGAAAAAGACUAAAUUUCUCAAACGGAAGAGCAACCACCAUAAAGAACGGCAUGAUUGGUCUCGCCUCAGUACGAGCAAUAUCUGCAAAAUUCUGGAAGAUAUAUCAGGUAAAAAGGAUAGAACAAGGGUACAGUCCAGCUUGCUUCAGGAGAAAAUAUAUCCCCAAAAAGUUUGCAAUCAAAAGAUCAAGGAAAAUAAUCAAAAUUGGUCUCAGAUUCCUAAUGAAGAUAUAUGUGCACUUAUAGAAAGGAUUGCUAGUAGACGCAGUAAACCCCUUAAACGGACGAAUCAUCCAGAUUAUCAAGUUAAAGAAAUUACUGACGCUAUCGAUGCGGCAGGAGAUUGUAUGCGUAAGGUAGAAGGUAUGCAAACGCUGCUUGUUAAGGAUGAAGGAAGCUGUGAGAACAGUAGAAGGCGCGAUUUUAAUUCAAAAAGUAUUAUACCAAACACGAUAUCUCUUCCCUUCCAAAAGGACAGAAAACAGUUAAGAUCUACCCUACAAAGGAAAAGAAAAAGUUUAGUCACCAUCUCUGGGACUCAUCAUGGAAAGUUUAUUAUGAGAGAACUUGACAAUGAAUCGAUAGUUAAAUUGAAUUGUCCUGUCAACAGGUUUUUUAAUCAGGAAAAGGUGAUAUUAAAUCAUUCGUUUCAUCACGAGAUAAUCGUAUAUACAUAUACUGCUCUCCAAUUUAAAGUUGAAAAUAAUAUCUGGAAACUCAGGAAAUCUCCUAUCCAACUUCUCGAACCUGGGGUAAUAAAUACAACGAACAUAUUGCAUCCCGUUUCGGUACCACAAGGUUUAUACGGUGACUUCACGGUGUUUCUCUCAAAAAAUCUAACUGAUCCUAAAAAGUUCAUUGAUGGUUGCUGUUUUAGUUUACAGGAGUUGAGGUCACUGACCUGUGCUUUUGGAACAUAUCAGAAAAAUGAACUACAUCAUCGCAUUGCUUACCACACAACAACGAUAGAAAUGGAUUAUUAUUCGAGUACACAAUACGAAAAGAAAAAGCCUCACAAGAAUGCGAUUUUUAGAAAUAGGACGCACGCAAAUAGCUGGUUGACACCAAAGAAAGUUUGUGUUCACCGCUUGGAUAGCGCAGGAUGUUCUCAUAGGUUUCAACCUGCAGAAAAGAAGGAAAACCACAAGGAUGUGAACAGUCUGCAAGGUAAUGAUACCCGUCAAAGAAAUAUUAUUUCUGAUUUACGGAAUUUUUUCCUAAAGUUUUACUGUAAUGGCUGCUCUAAGAAAACUGAUCUGUCAAAAAUAUUAUUCUAUGACGAUUUCACGGAAAAAUGGGUAAAAAUGGGGGAAUUGGUGCACCACUAA
Messenger RNA from Saccharomyces mikatae IFO 1815, 1662 nucleotides. RefSeq lists its product as uncharacterized. Bases 1 to 1662 code for a protein of 553 amino acids. The transcript has a single exon. The record is from RefSeq and is a predicted model, not a curated record. NCBI's taxonomy places the organism in Eukaryota, Fungi, Ascomycota, Saccharomycetes, Saccharomycetales, Saccharomycetaceae.